UUCAAAAAGCUGUUAUCUCUCUCCCAACUCUUAUUCUUCUUCUUCUCUCGUCACAUCAAAUCCAAACUGUGUAGUAGUAUCUGUUCUUUCAAGUUCCUUUGCUGCUUUCUGCACUCUCUAUUUGUUUAAACUUUCAUCGAUUUCAGUUUCUCAAUUGUUUUGUGUUUUGAGGAACACAAGACACACCAUUCCCUAGUGAGAUUGGUGGCUUUUAGGGCUAGCUAUAGCUAGAACUUCUCUAACUCUGCAGCAUUUCAGGGUUCUUGUUUCCCGUUGCUACAUUUUACUCUAAACGUCUCUAAAUCUUUCCCUUUUCAUUGAUUUCUAGAAUAAAAACCCAAUUUUGAAUGUGCCCAUGAGUGCAAGUUCAAGUAGCAUCCCAAAGUAAGCUUAACAGAUGGAAUAAUAAAAAAAAAUGGAGGUUGUUGAGAGGAAACGAUCCAGAGGAGGGUUUUUAAAUCUAUUUGAUUGGCCUGGAAAAUCACGGAAGAAGAAGCUCUUCUCUUCCGGCAGCUUGGAACUCUCAGAAGAACCAAGCAAGACAAAACAGAAUGCUCACAACCUCUUUAAGCCUUCUCUCAAUGAGGUUGAUGAGAUUGGCAAGAAUUGGAAUUACAACUCAAGAAGUGACUCGAGCUGUUGUGCAUCUUCUGUUACCAGUGACGAUGGUCAGGGAACAAGAGCCCCUAGUGUUGUUGCAAGGCUCAUGGGUUUAGAGUCUUUACCGGUACCAAAUGUCAAAGAGCCUGUUCUUGAUCCAUUCUUCUUCAGACAUUCACUAAACACAAACAAAUGGAAUGCAUAUGAGAAUCUUGGCUAUGUAAAUCUCCGUAGUGACUAUGAUGAUCGCAACAGGCCGGUUGAGAGGUUUCAAUCCGAGACUUUUCCUCCCAGGUCAGCUAAACCGAUCUCUGUUGCCAAGAAUAGACUCUUGUCUCCUAUUAGGAGUCCUGGGUUGUUUGUCCCAUCCAGGAAUCCAGUUUAUGUAAUGGAAGCAGCUUCGAGAAUGAUUGAACCAAGUCCUAGGAUGGUUACUAGAACCCGGUUUUCUUCGCCAUCAGAUUCUCCUUCAACAUCAGUUCCUAUGAGGAUUCAAGAUUUAAGAGAGAAACUAAAAGCUGCAAAGAAAGUGUCAAGCCGCCAAGUCUCCUCUAAUAAUACCUUCAACGAGAAGAGAGCAUCAACAUCAGUAACUACCAAAAGUAGUCCUGAUGGUUUGAAGAGUAAAGCGAGGCCACCUCAUGUAUCUGCAGCACAAGCAAAGGCCAGCACAACGCCCUUACGUGUCAUUAGAAACUCUCCAAGCCAUAAGGAGAAAGCAGAACCUAAAAAGCGCAUCGUCAAGAGUGGGCUUAAGCAGAAGAAUGAACAGAAACAAAACUGCAAGGACAACCAUCGGUUAGUAAACAAGGUUCCAGUGGAGCGUGGAUCGAUAUCAAAGCAGUCCGGUUUGAGAAGUGAACCGGCAGGAAAGAAUGCUUCUCUAUCUUUGUCGCGCAAAAAGACUCUUCCCCGGAGCAAGAAACCACCAAAUGGGAUGCAAGAGUGUGGAAUCAAAAGGGGUGAAAGUGUGAUAAAAUGUAAUAUUGCCAGUGAUGGUGGCUUGCACUCAGGGAAAGAUGAUCGGAGAAAAGAAGUAAAUGUGAUUACAUCCCCGGUUAAAGGGUUAUCAUCUGAUUCACUAUCCUCCACUCAAGUAACUGAUCAAGACACAGACUCUGCAGCUAGUUUCGAUAUGUUUGUAGGUGGCAAUCCUUUAAAGCUCAGAGAGCUGACUUCUAAGCUUGAGUCUUCUUCUAGCUGUUGCCUGACACAAGAAGAGUCUUCACGUUGCAGUGAAAAGGAUGGGGUGAAUGGUAUGUUUUCAUCUUCAUCAGAGAGUGAGUCUAUUUCUGACAAACAAAAACUUCAGGGAAAAAAAAAGAUGAUGCAUGCAGAAGAGCAUGAAGUUAGCACUGUAACAGAACCAGAUGAUCUCAGAAGCUCUUGUAGCAAGGGCUUCUCAGAUUGCAGACAAACCACAAAAAGGCUAGACUGGGAGGUUGAGUACAUAUGUGAGAUCAUCGGUUCUGACCAACUUAUGGUGAAAGAAUUCGCUUUGGGAAUGGAUACUGACAUAUUACCUGCGAGCCUCUUUAAAGAACUGGAAGGCUGUGGAGAACCAGAAGCAGCAGCAGCAGCAGCAGCCAAGCUGAAGAGAAAGACACUGUUUGAUUUUGUCAAUAAGAGUUUAGCGGUCAAAUGCGAGCAGAUGUUUAGGGGUAGCUGCAGAGGGAUAUUGUGGAGAGAGGGGAUUUUGUUUGAGCAUAGAGAUUGGUUAGCAGAAGAACUGAACAGAGAGAUUCACGGGUUGAAGAAGAUGAGGGAGAUGAUGAUGGACGAGCUUGUUGAGAAAGAGAUGAGCAGUUUAAAAGGGAGUUGGCUUGAUUUCGAGAGAGAGACUUAUGAAAAAGGUGUUGACAUUGAGGGAGAGAUGGUCUCUAAGUUGGUUGAUGAUUUAGUUAAUGAGCUUGUCUCGGUGUUCAAAGAAGAACAUUGAAAGCCAAGGAAAAGGGUUGGUUUCUUCUUUGUUUUGAGUCUGAUCUUUCUCUAUGCAUUGUUGAAAGCUUAUGGUCUGUGUUUCAUUCAUGUGAUAGUUUCUCUGACAUGAGAAUUGAGAUAAAGUGGAAAGUAGCCAAUGUUGAGUAGCAUUCUCCCCCAAUGUAAUU
Molecule: messenger RNA, 2708 nt
Organism: Brassica oleracea var. oleracea
Lineage: Eukaryota; Viridiplantae; Streptophyta; Magnoliopsida; Brassicales; Brassicaceae
Exons: 5
Coding region: 416-2539 (707 amino acids)
Source: RefSeq, a predicted model, not a curated record